Molecule: messenger RNA, 2048 nt
Organism: Mercenaria mercenaria
Lineage: Eukaryota; Metazoa; Mollusca; Bivalvia; Venerida; Veneridae
Product: translation initiation factor eIF-2B subunit beta-like
Exons: 11
Coding region: 29-973 (314 amino acids)
Biological process (GO): translational initiation
Cellular component (GO): eukaryotic translation initiation factor 2B complex
Molecular function (GO): translation initiation factor activity; guanyl-nucleotide exchange factor activity
Source: RefSeq, a predicted model, not a curated record
GAACCGUUGCGUGAGAAAUUUGGUAAAAAUGCCAGCUGACGCAGAUAAGAGAGACCAAGACCUCAAUGAAAGAAUCGAGACAUUCAUAGAUGAUCUUAAACAAGGGACAAUACAAGGUUCCUUCAAUGUUGCCUACAAAACAGUGUCUUUAAUGGUGAGAAUAAUAUCACAGACAAAAUGGAUGAAUGCAAAUGGACUGAAAGGCAGGUCUGAAGAAGGUGAUCCUCAGGAAUCAUUACAUAAAUUAUUGACAGCAGAAGGACAGAUUGAUGAUUUUACACAUCCUGUAAGAGAUCUGAAGGCUACAGUGAUAGAGGCAACUACAGAACUGAAAACUGAGCUAGAAACAAGUGGUGAUAAUAUAGCAACACAGUCUUUAGAACACAUUCAUUCUAACGAGGUUAUUAUGACAGCUGGGAAGUCUAAAACUGUAGAAUCAUUUUUAAAGGAUGCUGCACGCAAAAGAAAGUUUCAGGUCAUAGUUGUAGAAUGUGCACCAUUCUACCAUGGUCAAGAGUUUGCAGUUAGCCUGGCAAAGUCAGGUAUAGAGACAACAGUUAUCAAUGAUUCUGCUGUGUUUGCUAUAAUGUCAAGGGUCAACAAAGUGAUCAUAGGAACGCAUACAGUGAUGGCAAAUGGAGGAUUGAAGGCAAUAAAUGGAAGUCAUGCAAUAGCUUUGGCUGCAAAACAUUAUUCUGUGCCUCUGGUUGUGUGUGCAGCUGUUUUCAAGUUAUCCCCAGAAUUUCUUUGUUCAGAAGAUCAGGAAGCCUUUAACAAGUUUGAGAGCCCAGAACAUGUAAUGAAGUUCUCGGAGGGUAAAAUUCUCUCUAAAGUGCAGAUACAUAACCCUAUAUUUGACUAUGUGCCACCAGAGCUUGUGACAAUGUAUAUAUUCAACAUUGGUGGAACUGCCCCUUCGUAUGUGUAUCGACUGCUUAGUGAAUUCUACCAUCCAGAUGACCACUUAUUAUGAACAAUAGACUAUUAUUGCAGUGUGUCUAUAACUGCAUACCACAAGUGCGAGGAUGUAGAAAAAGUGCUUGGAAUAGACAUGAUUUUGGAAGAAUGAAUAAGACAUGCAUAUGAAGUUGGCUUUGUUGUUAUUUAACACAAGUAUAAUGAAACUGGAGCUCUUAAAAUAAGAACAGUUUGCACCAAAUAAAUCAAGAUCUUAUAAUACAUCUAGAACUAACAAGCAGCUGUUAGUUAUUCCUAUGUUUGGGUAUUGAGCAUGUCCAGGUGACAUAUUUAUUUACUGUUUGAUCCACACUUUCAAUAACAAGGAUUUUGUUAGGGUUUUUUCAAGUUGUAAAUUUUAGUCACAGAAUAUUUGAAAUAUUUGAAUUUUGUCUAUUUCUUGUUGGAUUGUUAAAACAACAUGACAGUAAUAUUUUCAUGUAAAAUAGCAGAUUAACAGUUUUUGCAGAAGUUUUCAUGGGACAGAAUUUUCAUUGGCAGAAAUGCAUUUUUGGCUAUAAAAAUGACAUUAAAAGAAAUAUCUUCAAAGUUAAAAAAAACCCACUCGCAGAGAUCUUAUUAAUGAUUAUAAAUUAUAUAGAAUUGGGUAGUGCAAAAUAAAGCUAAAACUCAUGAGAAGCAGUGUUAUGGAUUUGGUGGUUAAAACAGUAGUUCAUCUGUGCUGGGUUAUACAAACCAGCUUUACAUUUAGGAGCUUAAUGUGAACAUUAUGAUCAAAGUUUGCAUAAAACAAUUUUUGGUUAUUGUGAGAUCUUUAAUUUCUUAGGCUUAACCUUUACCCUGCUAAAUUUCUAAAAUGGACUGGUCUGUCAUUCAAUUAGGGCAGUACCAUUUGUUAUUUGAAGGGGGUUCACUGAAAAUUUACAGUCUGAAUAGUGAACAGUGCAGACCAUGAACAGCCUGCACGGAUGUGCAGGCUGAUCUUGGGCUGCACUGGUCGCAAAGGCAAAAUGACUUGCCUCCAGCAGGCUAAAAUUUAAUUAAUACUAUGUUGUUGAACAGCUGUUUUGUGAGGAGAAGACUGUCUUUAUUUCAAAUUAUAAAUAUCAAAUAAAUUUUGUAAAUGUGAA